AUGUUGCCCAGCGUUCUUCUUGGCGUUGCCACAUUCGGCACAGCCGCCUCAGCCUUUUCACUUCCUGCCAACCUCAAGACAAUCUACAACAACCACAAGUCGGGAACAUGCUCCAACAAACUCUCGGGAACAUUUAGCGGCGGAGCAGUCUACUGUGGUGAUAUUUCAGGUGCCAUCUUCCUCAAAGGAAGCUCAGGAAACUACGACAACAUGGAUAUUGACUGUGAUGGCGCCAAUAACUCGGCUGGUGCUUGUGCUAAUGACCCCAGUGGUCAAAGCGAGACUGCUUUCAAGGAUACUGUCCAGACAUUUGGCAUUUCCGAUCUUGAUGCCAACAUUCACCCAUAUGUUGUCUUUGGCAACGAGGGUGGUAGCCCCUCUUUCAACCCUCAGCCUAGCAUGAAGCCUCUUAGUGUCAUGGCUGUUGUAUGCAAUAACCAAGUCUUCUAUGGCAUUUGGGGUGACACCAACGGCGGUACCUCGACUGGAGAGGCUUCACUUGCUCUUGGCAAGCUCUGCUUCCCCAACGAUGGUCUGAGCGGCGAUAACGGUCACGAUCCCAAGGACGUCCUGUUCAUCGGGUUUACUGGUUCUGGUGCAGUGCCCGGCAAGAGUGGUGCGAACUGGGCGGCCAAGAACACCAAUGACUUUGAGAACAGCAUCAAGGCUCUUGGAGAUAAGCUUGUUGCUGGGCUCAAGGCUUAA
Messenger RNA from Trichoderma atroviride IMI 206040, 705 nucleotides. RefSeq lists its product as uncharacterized. Gene Ontology annotation, molecular function: chitosanase activity. NCBI's taxonomy places the organism in Eukaryota, Fungi, Ascomycota, Sordariomycetes, Hypocreales, Hypocreaceae. The record is from RefSeq and is a predicted model, not a curated record.